This is a messenger RNA of Boeremia exigua, 1545 nucleotides long. RefSeq lists its product as uncharacterized. Gene Ontology annotation, molecular function: oxidoreductase activity. The record is from RefSeq and is a predicted model, not a curated record. The transcript is spliced from 2 exons. NCBI's taxonomy places the organism in Eukaryota, Fungi, Ascomycota, Dothideomycetes, Pleosporales, Didymellaceae. Bases 243 to 1280 code for a protein of 345 amino acids.
AUAGCCCGACGGAAAUUAGCACAGAAAGGCACGGUCUUGAUGAGUGCUGCUAGACCCAGCUACUGCUUCCUUCAAACAGCUAGGUACACGACGCAGCCGCAUGAAAGUCUCCGGGUACGAGCUCAGACAAGCAACAUAAGUCGGACGCACCCAGAAUUUAGCUUUGGACUAUCAAACGCUUUCAGAGCUCAUCAGCAAUACUUUCAGUUUUCACCGUCAGGGCCAAAAUCUCCUCUACCGACAUGACAGCACUCCGACCUCACAUCUUCGACGCUCUGAUCGUUGGAGCAGGUCCCGCGGGACUAAACGCUGCGCUUGUGUUUGCACGCACCCAAGGAACAGCAAUUGUAUUUGACUCGCAACAGUAUCGUAACGAGGGGAUCAAGCAUAUGCACACAGUUGCAUCCAGAGAUCAUCAGGACCCAUACAUGUUCCGCCGCACAGCUCGGGAACAAAUUGAGUCUCGCUACGAUACCGUCUGGUUCCAAAAUGCAACGAUUACUCACGCGACCAAAAAACAAAUUGGCCACGAUGGGUACGACGGUUUCGAAGUUCGCGACAGCAAAGAUGAGACUUACUUUGGAAAGAAAUUGAUCCUGGCUACUGGUUCGAAAGACAUCAUGCCUGAUAUCGCAGGUUACAAGGAGAACUGGCCCGAGCAUAUCUACCAGUGUCUUGCAUGCGAUGGCUUCGAGCAGCGCGGCACACCCAUCGGCGUCCUUGAAUUCAAACACCCGUCACAGUCGCAUCUUGUCCAGAUGACCAAGGCUUUCGACAGCAGAAUCACGAUCUUCAGCAACGGUGGGAUCUCCGAUGAUCCCCCGGUUCAACAGGCCCUCGACGUGGCCAAGGCCUUCGGUGCUAAAGUGGACUCCCGCAAGAUCGUGCGUCUUGUCAACAACGGGCCUACUCAUGCGGAGGGAGUGACAAUAGAGUUCGAAAUCGGAGAGCCAGUGACACUGGGCUUCAUUGCACAUCGUCCCGAUACCGUAAACCGGUCACAGCAUCUCAUCGACCAGCUAGGAAUCGAAACGGUCGAUCCGGCGAUGGGCGGGUAUAUCAAGGUUAUGAAUCCAAUUUUCAAUGAGACGAGUGUGAGGGGUGUGUUCGCAGCGGGUGAUACAAUGGUGGUCAUGAAGCAGGUGGCCGUUGCGAUGGCUGAGGGGUUGAAGGCAGCGGCGGGCGCGGGAAUGCAGAUUGCGCAGGAGGAGGCUGAACUUGUUGCCCGGCAACAUGAAUCGAAGGUGGAAGAAUUUGAGGGCGUUUCUAUCAUAUCGUAGGAGGCAAGAAGUGGAAGGGUUCUUUUUGGCGACCUUCAGUCUUGAGCAUCGCAUCUGCAUUGUUGCAAGUAAUUCCAUGCUCUUAGGCAUUGAAGAGCUCUAGGUAAGUGCUUCUUGUGUCCUAUAACUAAUAGCGUUCUCGAGUCAAGCGGUUGCAUACUCUUCGCGAGGAAUGAACAAAACGGCUGCUUCCUCGCAAGCAGCGCUGUCGGUAUUGUUAAGGGCGCAGAAUAGAAUCGGCCUGUAUACCGAGCAAGGAACUAUU